GGAACUAGGAAUUAGGAGGGGGUAGGUGGGAGUGCAACAGGGGUGUACUGCUAUUUAUUAUUAAUAUCAUUUUCAUUUAUAUAAACCUUUAAUUUUAUGCUCGAAAAAAAAGAACUAACAUUAUUUUCCAAAAAUAAAAAAAGAACUAAUAUUGUGAAAGAAAAAAAAUAGUAAAUAUUAAUAAUUUGCAUUCACAUUUGGUUUUGGGUUGGUAGUAGUGUGAAUAAUAUUAAUUAAUAAUAAAACAAAAGCCAAGAAUGGUAGUAAAAUAAAGUAAUAUAAAAAUAAGAAGUAGAAGCGAAGAUGGGGAGGUUCAUCUACCAGUAAUCGAGAGAAAGGUGUAGAUAGUCAGAGUUUGAAGGAGGCGUUUACUUUCUUUCUUCCUUCGUUCGUGAGUGGGUGAUCAUCGGAGGCAAAUUGAGCCAAGAAAAUGGCGUUGCAGAGCAGUUGCAGCAAUCCUAUGAUGCAUAAAUCAGCAUCGCCAGCAUCGGUGUCUUUGUCUUCGUUCAAUUUAAACCAGGGAAGAUCUCUCUUGACCAUUCCUAAUUCUAGUUUUAAUUCUGAGAAGUGGAAGAAAACAGGUCUUGUUUGUGUUCGCGCUUUGAGCCGCAACACCAGCAGCAGCAGCAGCAGCACGGGCGGCGGCGGCGGAGGAAACAGCAGUGGCAGCAGCGAUGCGAAGAAGGGUGGAAGCGGAGUUCCCAAUUCAAAUUACGUGGUUCCACUGGAUAAGUCAUUCUCACCGGCAAAUUCUUCUUGUAUUACGCGUCCUUUGGCUGAGAUCUUGAGGGACCUCAACAAAAGAAUUCCUGAUAACAUCAUCGUCAAAACCCCAUCUACUUCUAAUGUUCCAGCUCUCGCUUCUUCCACCCCCUUUAUCCCCUGGUACCACGCAAACAGGAUGUUGAGCUUCUAUGCUCCUGGUUGGUGUGGAGAAAUACGUGAUGUUAUAUUCUCUGACAACGGCUCUGUCACUGUUGUGUAUCGUCUCACUGUAAGGGGAUCUGACGGAGAGGCAUUCCGGGAGUCAUCUGGUACAAUAUCGUCUAGUGAUAGCCAUAUUGUGGAUCCCGUUGCUGCAGCAGAGGAGAUAGCUUUCUGCAGAGCAUGUGCUCGGUUUGGCCUCGGCCUGUACUUGUAUCAUGAAGAAUAGAUUCUAAUGAUGAGGAACAUGAUGGAACCAGCUGUUGUUUUGGUAUGCCUGUUUGUAGGAGCUCUUUUUGUAAAGUUCACUGUUCUUGAGAACUAGGUAAAUGAACGCUUCGUAAACGGGAGAAGUUUGGUGUGCCCUUUUUCUAAAGAGUUUUUUUCUUUUUCCUCAUUAAAAAAAAGUUUCUUUUGAAUUCUUUCUAUGUAGUCUCCUUUUACAUGUUUCAAGAUAAUCAAGGUAUAUAUACCAGACAGAUAGUCUUAAGUACUGAAAAUAAAAUUUAGCAUAGCAUUCGAUUCUA
Molecule: messenger RNA, 1451 nt
Organism: Cannabis sativa
Lineage: Eukaryota; Viridiplantae; Streptophyta; Magnoliopsida; Rosales; Cannabaceae
Product: DNA repair RAD52-like protein 2, chloroplastic
Exons: 5
Coding region: 431-1153 (240 amino acids)
Biological process (GO): double-strand break repair via homologous recombination
Molecular function (GO): DNA binding
Source: RefSeq, a predicted model, not a curated record